This is a messenger RNA of Salvelinus namaycush (lake trout), 853 nucleotides long. RefSeq names its product 39S ribosomal protein L17, mitochondrial-like. Gene Ontology annotation, biological process: translation. Bases 217 to 720 code for a protein of 167 amino acids. Gene Ontology annotation, cellular component: mitochondrial large ribosomal subunit; ribosome. NCBI's taxonomy places the organism in Eukaryota, Metazoa, Chordata, Actinopteri, Salmoniformes, Salmonidae. The record is from RefSeq and is a predicted model, not a curated record. The transcript is spliced from 3 exons. Gene Ontology annotation, molecular function: structural constituent of ribosome.
UAUUUUUCACCCACACAGACUGUGAUAACUGAUGCACCGGCAAUGUCAAAGUUGUCACGUUAAGCGACCUCGGGGAUGUAUUAAUGAUCACAUAAACCUAAUUUAAACGAGAAUAACGGAAGAUAACCUUCGUUAGAAACAUCGGUUUACAUUUUUAAAGGCCGGCUUGAUUCCUUUUUUCGUUCUAGCCUCUUGUAGGCGUCAGAACUCGACAAGAUGCGCCUCAACAUUCAGAUGUUGAUAUCCCAUGGCCGGGUGGCCCGUAAAAUGGGUCUCGGUCCAAAGUCCCAAAUAAACAUGCUUCGGAACAUUCUUACCGGCCUCGUUCGACACGAGAGGAUAGAGACCACCCGAGGCAGAGCAGACGAAGUUCGAUUCUAUGCUGAAAAGUUGAUUGACUAUGCCAAGAAGGGAGACACUGACGAGAAAGCGAUGAAAAUGGCACAUUUCUGGCUCACAGAAAAGGAUUUGAUCCCAAAGCUCUUCAAGGUCCUGGCUCCCAGGUUUGAGACCCAGCCCAAAGCCUACACCCGGAUGGCCCGCAUUCCCAACAGGGAGAACCUGGACAAGGCUGCUAUGGCUGUGCUGGAGUAUAAAGGCAACCCGUUCCCACCUCUCCAGACCGCCAAACGAGACAAUGAACUCACACUAAUCAACCAGCUCCUCAAAGGCUACAGAGAACAGCGGGCACAGCAGGCAGCAGCCAAGGUUGAGGCAUAAUGCAACCAGCCACACACUGACAUUACAUGUGUUACUGUUUUUAGAUGACUGGCUACAGUAUUUGACUUUCUAUGGACCCCACUGAACAUGAGAUGAUGUUGUGUGUCAAAAUAAAUGUGAUUGUUUGACAAUG